GGAGGAGGAGGAGGAAGAGGAGGAGGUGGAGAAAGAGGAGGAGGAGGAGGAGAAAGAGGAGGACGAGGAGGAGAAAGAGGAGGAGGAGGAGGAAGAGCGCCGCCUAGGAUUUUCUCCAUGUUCCAGUUGCCUAUUCUGAAUUUCAGCCCCCAGCAAGUAGCUGGGGUAUGCGAGACCCUGGAGGAAAGCGGGGACAUUGAGCGUUUGGGCCGCUUUCUCUGGUCCCUGCCUGUGGCCCCCGCAGCCUGUGAAGCACUGAACAAGAAUGAGUCGGUGUUACGAGCCCGGGCCAUUGUGGCCUUCCACACAGGGAACUACCGGGAACUCUACCACAUUCUGGAGAACCACAAAUUCACCAAGGAAUCUCAUGCCAAGCUACAGGCCCUGUGGCUGGAGGCUCACUACCAAGAAGCCGAGAAGCUCCGGGGCCGACCUCUGGGGCCAGUGGACAAGUAUCGGGUGAGGAAGAAGUUCCCUUUACCUCGGACCAUUUGGGACGGGGAACAGAAGACUCAUUGCUUCAAGGAGAGGACGAGACACUUGCUUAGGGAGUGGUACCUGCAGGACCCUUACCCCAAUCCCAGUAAAAAGAGAGAACUAGCCCAGGCAACCGGACUUACCCCCACACAAGUGGGCAACUGGUUCAAAAACCGAAGACAAAGGGACAGAGCAGCAGCGGCCAAAAACAGGCUACAGCAGCAGGUGCUGUCCCAGGGCUCAGGUCGGUCGCUGCAGACCGAGGAGGAGAGCGCUGGGGAACCUCUGGGGGCCGUCGCCAGCCCCGCUGCCAGCCUGUCUAGCAAAGCCGCCACGUCGGCCAUUUCCAUCACAUCCAGCGACAGUGAAUGUGACAUCUGA
Molecule: messenger RNA, 858 nt
Organism: Trichosurus vulpecula (common brushtail)
Lineage: Eukaryota; Metazoa; Chordata; Mammalia; Diprotodontia; Phalangeridae
Gene: SIX6
Product: SIX homeobox 6
Exons: 4
Coding region: 118-858 (246 amino acids)
Biological process (GO): eye development; regulation of transcription by RNA polymerase II
Cellular component (GO): nucleus; transcription regulator complex
Molecular function (GO): RNA polymerase II cis-regulatory region sequence-specific DNA binding; DNA-binding transcription factor activity, RNA polymerase II-specific
Source: RefSeq, a predicted model, not a curated record